GUAAUAAUAAUAAUAAAUGGCUCAAGAGAAGGAGAUCGAGAUAAAGGAAGAAAAAGAAUAAACUUAAGAACAUCAUCAUGAUCACGAUCACGAUCAUGAUCAUAAUCAUGACCAUUCAGAUUCUGAUGAUGGCCAUAAUCAAAAAGGAGGAGAUGACAAAGACAAGAAAGCCAAUAGAGGAGAGAAGAAAUUCAGAAAGGCUAUGCUUAAAUUAGGAAUGAAGCCAGUUGCUGGAAUUAACAGAGUUACAAUCAAAAGAGGAAAAUAAUUCCUUCUCUAUAUUGACAACCCUGAAGUCUUAAAAUCAGCCAAUGUUGAGAAUUCUUACAUUGUAAUUGGUGAAGCCAAAGUGCACGACCCAACUGGUUAAAUUGGCAAAAAAGAAGCUGAAAAUUUGGCAUAAUAAGUUCCAAAACAAGAAGAAAACAAGGAACCAAAGCCAGCCGAAAGCACAGAAUAAGCAAGUGACGAAGGCAUUCCAGCUGAAUCCAUCAAAAUGGUCAUGGAACACUGUAAAUGCGAUAGAAGUAAAGCUGUUGAAGCACUCAGAAAAUCAGACAAUGAUACAGUACAAGCAAUUCUCGCCUUAACUGGAUGAUGAUUCAUUAUUGUUUAAGUAUAAUAAAUAAAA
Molecule: messenger RNA, 631 nt
Organism: Paramecium tetraurelia
Lineage: Eukaryota; Ciliophora; Oligohymenophorea; Peniculida; Parameciidae
Exons: 2
Biological process (GO): protein targeting to membrane
Cellular component (GO): nascent polypeptide-associated complex; cytoplasm
Source: RefSeq, a predicted model, not a curated record